AUGGAAAAUUGGGGACUAAUAAUUCUUCAUUCUGAUAAUGUACGUAUUUCAAAUAGUGACAGUAGUUUACCUAUUAAUGAUGAUUUUAUUGACUCAUCAAAGGAGGAGAAAAUUAAAGAACAAAAAAAUGUUCAAAGACAAAAUUUGAUAGAAAUUGAUAAAUUAGCUGAAAAAUAUAAAAUUGAAAAAUUAAUAACACACGAAUUAAUACAUCAAUGGUUUGGAAAUUUAGGUGAAAUUUUCUUUAAAUACUAUCCCCCUCACCUUUAUUUGAGUUUCCUCAUUAAUGCAAAUACGUUAUAUUUCCUUCUAAAAAGACGCAUAAUGGUCAGACUUACCUCUCCUUCUUUCGCCCAUUUUCUUAUGGCUCUUUUACGCCAAACUUCAAAUCCUUAA
Messenger RNA from Meloidogyne enterolobii, 396 nucleotides. Lineage: Eukaryota; Metazoa; Nematoda; Chromadorea; Rhabditida; Meloidogynidae. The record is from the annotation of a GenBank genome assembly.